AUGGGGGAACAAUCUCAGAAACCCCAGGAGUCCUCGCUCCACCCAAUCAAAGAACGAGAUGGGAGUCCCAACUCUGAUUCUUCAUCGGACACAUUACGACAAUCCCCACAGCCUUUUGCGGCACAAUUACCAGAACAACAAAACCAUCGCCCACAGCUAGGGGCACUACAGAAUGGCCAGUCAACGCCUCAACAGGAGCAGCCUCAAACCCCAAUUUCGCCCAGAAAUGCCAUGAAUCGACAACCUACUGUGUCUGGAAGCUUUUACUAUGCAAACCAAAAUUCACCAAACCCGUCCGCAGAAAGAAGGUUGGGAAGCCAAAAUCGCGUGCAGCAAACACCGUCUCAUUCCGUUGCCGGUCCUGGUCCAGCGGACCAGCCUGCCCAGGGUCCUGUCUACCAAGAUCCCGAGUACCAAUCAAUGAACCCUCGAUACGGCAAAAAUAACGAAAAACCCGUGUGGGGAUUAGCAAAACCCCUUCCACGAGUGGUAAGGCCGGGAAUGCGUCGAGACCAAAAGACCCAACAGCAAGCCUAUGAUACAAACCCUCGCGGCGAGGCAGAACCAGCUCCUGAACUUGGCACAACACCUGGACUCUCAAAAUCUCGGUCAAAUGCUACCAAUAAAACUAAUAAUACCUCUAUACCGCAACAUCCUCCCACAUAUGCCUCCGCGGCCCAACAAGGCUUGCCGCAAAAUAAUGCCGUGUAUGGAACACAACCGGACGGUCUAUUGCGUCCAAUGGAAAGCGAAGUCGGUUGCACAAAUGGUCCAAUACAUGAGGACCAACUGGGUGAGCCAGAGCAAGAAGAAUAUUUGAACAACUGGGUCAAGAUUCGAAACUAUAUGAAAGAACCCUUUGCCGAAUGGCUGGCAACAACAAUUGCUAUUUUUAUUGGCCUCACUGGAACUCUUGCUAUCUCAACAGGCGGAUCAAAUGCCGGUACCAAGCUAUCAGAGCAUUGGUCCUGGGGACUUGGAUCGAUGAUCGGAAUUUACCUCGCUGGUGGUGUCUCUGGUGCCCAUCUAAACCCCGGCAUUUCCAUUGCGCUUUGGAUUUUCCGUGGGUUUCCUGGGCGGAGAUGCUGCUUUUAUGUCAUCGCGCAAGUCCUCGGUGGCUUGACUGCGGCAGGAAUCGCCUACUGCAUCUACCGUGAUUCGAUUAUUGCUUUUGCCCCGACCGCGUCGGCUGGUACAUCUGGCCUUGGGUUUUACACCGAGCCGUUGAGUCAUGUCAGUUCUGUGACUGCGUUCUUUACAGAAUUCAUCGCGGACGCUAUCCUAGUCUGUGUGAUCUUCGCCAUGGGUGAUGAUAGUAAUGCACCGCCUGGCGCGGGUAUGCAUUCCUUUGUCAUUGGGCUCGUCAUCUACGUGCUGUGUAUCUGCUUGGGAUUCAACACAGGAGGGUACGUCAUUGCCCUCAUGGCUGGAUACGGAGGCCAAACAUUCACCGUACGUGACGCAUGGUGGUUUUGGGGAGGCUGGGUGGCUACUAUCAGUGGCUGCUUCUUUGGAGCAACCCUUUACGAUACUUUUAUUUUCAUCGGUGGAGAAUCUCCUAUCAACUACGCACCACGACGACGCCGAAGAGCUAAGCUCAAGGAGGAAACGAAAUGGCGACAGAGACUCGGCAUUGGGAAACACAAAAUCCCUUCUUUGGAAGAUGGAAUUAAGAAGCUCGAAGAUUAA
This is a messenger RNA of Penicillium brevicompactum, 1689 nucleotides long. RefSeq names its product Glycerol uptake facilitator protein. The coding region runs from base 1 to 1689 and encodes 562 amino acids. NCBI's taxonomy places the organism in Eukaryota, Fungi, Ascomycota, Eurotiomycetes, Eurotiales, Aspergillaceae. The record is from RefSeq and is a predicted model, not a curated record. Gene Ontology annotation, biological process: glycerol transmembrane transport; water transport. The transcript is spliced from 3 exons. Gene Ontology annotation, molecular function: glycerol channel activity; water channel activity. Gene Ontology annotation, cellular component: plasma membrane.